GACAAAAUGUCACUGAUUUUUGCUUCUGUCUCUAGAAGGAAGAUUGCUGAUUGAAGUCCCUCUGGCAUGCUCAAGACCAUCAGGCUUGAAGACAUCACUUGGAGGUAAUUAUGGAUGUGAUGAACUCUACCAAUUAUCCAAUCAAUGCCUCUACUUUAGUAAGAAAUAGCACUCACUUUCCAUCUCCUGCCUUAAAACUCAUCAUUGUCCUUCCUUUGUUCAUAUCAUCUAUAAUUGGUAACAUCACCAAUGGGCUCUACCUAUGGGUGCUAAAGUUCAAGAUGAAGAAGACUGUUAAUACCCUCUUAUUCUUCCAUCUCAUUCUCUCCUAUCUUAUUUCAACAUUGAUCCUGCCAUUUCUAGCCACCUCCCAUCUUCAGGACAAUCGCUGGAACUUUGGAACUGCCUUGUGCAAGGUCUUCAACAGCACUUUGUCUGCGGCCAUGUUCGCCUCCGUUUUCUUCCUCUCCGCCAUCAGUCUGGACCGUUACCUUCUCACUCUUCACCCGGCAUGGUCCCAACAGCACCGGACCCCACGCUGGGCUUCCAGCAUUGUCCUGGGAGUCUGGAUCUCUGCCACAGCCCUCAGUAUACCCUAUUUGGUUUUCAGGGAGACACAUCAUGACCAGAAAGGAAUGGUGACCUGCCGAAAUAACUAUGCUGUGUCUAGUAAUUGGGAAAGCAAAGAGAUGCAAGCAUUAAGGCAACAGAUUCAUGUGGCCUGUUUCAUCAGCCGUUUCUUGCUGGGUUUCUUUCUGCCUUUCUUCAUCAUCACCUUUUGUUACAGGAGAGUAGCCAGCAAGAUGAAAGAGAGGGGUCUGUUUAAAUCCAGGAAGCCCUUCAGAGUUAUGCUGACUGCCAUUGUCUCUUUCUUUGUGUGUUGGAUGCCCUACCAUGUAUACCAGGGCUUAAUUCUCACUAAGAACCAGUCAUUACUUUUAGAGUUGAGUCUGAUAAUUACGGUGGUGACAACAUCUUUCAAUAAUAUUUUUUCUCCCAUGCUCUAUCUAUUUGUUGGGGAGAAUUUCAAAAAGGUUUUCAAGAAAUCCAUUCUCACUUUGUUUAGGUCAGCAUUCAGUGAUGAAUUUUCUGCAGAAAGAGCAUAAAACCUAAAUUCAGAAGAUUAAAUUUAAGUUCUGGACCCUUAGAUAAACAUGGACCCUAUUAAUUAUAUCACUAGAGGUAUAACCCCUGCUUUUGUGUACUAUAUUCCCUAUAUUAAAGACACACAUAAAUUGUACUAUAGUUAGAUCUAUAAAUGUUAUCUUGGUUACUUUUCUCAUUGCUGAGACAAAAUACCCAAUACCCAAACUUAGCAAAGAAAAACAAAGUUAUUUGGCUCACGCUGGGUAGAGGUUUGAGUUCAUAGUCAUCUGGCUCCAAGGCAAGGUGGCAUGGCAGAGGAGCAUCAGAGAGAAGAAACAGUUCAUGGCAGGUAGAAAACAGCAAAGACAAAUGAUAAUAGCAGCUUCUUUCCUUUUUAUAUUCUACGGGUGCCAAGCCAACUAGUAGACUAAUUUAGUAAUCACACACCCAUAGUCCUGGCAUUGUGUCAUCAAUCAAUCACACACUCUAGAACCAGCCCCCUCUGAAAAAGCCCCAUCUCUGACUGCAUGAGGCU
Chinchilla lanigera (long-tailed chinchilla) is the source of this 1621-nucleotide messenger RNA. RefSeq names its product G protein-coupled receptor 33 (gene Gpr33). The record is from RefSeq and is a predicted model, not a curated record. Gene Ontology annotation, cellular component: plasma membrane. NCBI's taxonomy places the organism in Eukaryota, Metazoa, Chordata, Mammalia, Rodentia, Chinchillidae. The transcript is spliced from 2 exons. Gene Ontology annotation, biological process: positive regulation of cytosolic calcium ion concentration; complement receptor mediated signaling pathway; inflammatory response. Gene Ontology annotation, molecular function: G protein-coupled receptor activity; complement receptor activity. The coding region runs from base 111 to 1106 and encodes 331 amino acids.